AUGGCGCUGGCCAGGCCACGGACCCGGGACCCCAGGCUCCCGGCCCCUUUCUUGCUGUUGAUGCUGCUCUGGGCCCCUGCCCUUGCCCUCCUGGCUGGAACAGAGCCUUCAGAGGCUCGGAGUGCCUGUGCCUCAGACCCAUGCUCUCCAGGGACCCAGUGCCAGGCUACGGAGAGCGGCUACACCUGCGGGCCCACCGAGCCCCAGGGCUGUGCCACCCAGCCCUGCUACCACGGCGCGCUGUGUGUGCCCCAGGGUCCAGGUCCUAACGACUUCCGCUGUUACUGUGUGCCCGGGUUCCAGGGCCCCCGCUGUGAGUUGGACAUCGAUGAGUGUGCCUCCCGGCCCUGCCACCACGGGGCCACCUGCCGCAACCUGGCCGAUCGAUACGAGUGCCACUGCCCCCUUGACUAUGCAGGCGUGAACUGCGAGGUGGAGGUGGACCAGUGCGCCUCGGCGCCCUGCCUGCACGGGGGCUCGUGCCUGGACGGCGUGGGCUCCUACCGCUGCGUGUGCGCGCCGGGCUACGGGGGCGCCAGCUGCCAGCUGGACCUGGACGAGUGCCAGAGCCAGCCGUGCGCGCACGGGGGCGUGUGCCACGACCUGGUCAACGGGUUCCGGUGCGACUGCGGGGACACGGGCUACGAGGGCGCGCGCUGCGAGCAGGAGGUGCUAGAGUGCGCGUCGGCGCCCUGCGCGCACAACGCCACCUACCUCGAGGGCCUCGGAGGCUUCCGCUGCCUCUGCUGGCCAGGCUACAGCGGCGAGCUGUGUGAGGUGGACGAGGACGAGUGUGCGGCAGGCCCCUGCCAGCACGGGGGCCAAUGCCUGCAGCGCUCCGACCCGGCCCUCUACGGGGGCGCCCAGGCCGCCUUCCCCGGCGCCUUCAGCUUCCGCCGUGCUGCUGGCUUCCUGUGCCGCUGCCCUCCAGGCUUUGAGGGGGACGACUGCAGCGUGGACGUGGACGAGUGUGCCUCCGGGCCAUGCCUCGGUGGAGGCAGCUGCCAAGACCUGCCCAACGGCUUUCGGUGUCACUGUCCAAGUGGCUACACAGGCCUGACGUGUCAGGAGGAAGUGGACGAAUGCCUGUCGGAGCCUUGCCUCCACGGGGGGACCUGUGAUGACAUCACGGCAGGCUACACCUGCCGGUGCCCGGAGGACUGGGGUGGGCAGGACUGUUCUGUGCAGCUCACUGGCUGCCAGGGCCACACUUGCCCACUGGCUGCGACCUGCAUCCCUACCUUUGAGUCUGGAGUCCACAGUUAUGUCUGCCGCUGCCCACCUGGUACCCACGGACCUGCUUGUGGCCAGAAUACCACCUUCUCCAUGGUGGCUGGGAACCCUGUGCGGGCAUCAGUACCAGCCGGUGGGCCCCUGGGUCUGGCACUGAGGUUUCGCACCACCCUACCUGCUGGUGCCCUGGCCACUCGCACUGAUAGCCAGGACAGCUUGGAGCUGGAGCUGGCACUGGCGGCAGCCACACUUCAGGCCACACUCUGGAGCCACGGCAGUCCCGUUCUAGUCCUGAGGCUGCCAGACCUGGCCCUAAAUGAUGACCACUGGCACCGAGUGGAGGUGACACUCCGCCUCGAGGUCCUGGAGCUGCGGCUCUGGCAUGAAGGCUGCCCUGCCCAGCUCUGUGUGGCCUCCAGCUCUGUGCCCCCGGCUCCUACGGCUUCCCCGGCCACGCCGCCUGCCGGGUUCCGCUCUGUCCAGCUGGGUGGUGCAGACUUUGCAGGCUGCCUCCAGGACGUCCAUGUGGAUGGGCACCUCCUGCUGCCUGAAGAUCUUGGGGAGCAUGUCCUCCUAGGCUGCAGGCGCCGUGAGCAGUGUCAGCCUCUGUCCUGUGCCCACGGAGGGGCCUGCGUGGACCUGUGGACUCACUUCCAUUGCGACUGCCCCCGGCCCUACAGUGGACCCACAUGUGCUGAUGAGGUUCCUGCAGCCACAUUCGGCUUGGGGGGCGCCCUGAGUUCUGCAUCCUUCCUGGUCCCUCGGCUGCCAGGCCCCAACCUCACGGUGUCCUUCCUCCUCCGCACUCGGGAACCUGCUGGCCUGCUGCUCCAGCUUGCCGACGACUCGGCAGCUGUCCUGACGGUGUUCCUGAGCGAGGGCCAGAUCCGGGCCGAGGUGCGGGGCGGUCCUGCACUGGUGCUGCCCGGACCCUGGGACGAUGGGCUCCGCCGCCUGGUGACACUCAGCUUCGGGUCUGAGCAGCUGCAGGGCUCGGGGCUGCAGGUGCAUGUGGGUGGGAGACGCCUCCCUGCGGACGCCCAGCCUUGGGGUGGGCCCUUCCGCGGCUGCCUCCAGGACCUGCGACUCAAUGGCCUCCACCUCCCCUUCUUUCCGCUGCCGCUGGGGAACGCAAGCCAGCCCCGCAAGCUGGGCAGCAGGCAGGCCUGGAACCUCACGGCGGGCUGCGUCUCUGAGGACCUGUGCAGGCCCAGCCCCUGUCUCAAUGGUGGGACUUGCCUGGUCACCUGGAAUGACUUUCACUGCACCUGCCCUGCCAACUUCACAGGGCCCACGUGUGCCCAGCAGCUGUGGUGUCCUGGCCAGCCCUGCCUCCCGCCUGCCACCUGUGAGGAGGUCCCUGAUGGCUUUGUCUGUGUGGCGGAAGCCACGUUCCUCGAGGGCCCUCCCGUCCCAUUCAGCGGACACAACGCCUCGUCGGGACACGAGUUCAGCGGCCUCUCGCUCGCCUUCCGCACACGCGACUCGGAGGCCGGACUGCUGCGGCGCCCCGCGGGCACCCUGGCCGCCGUCUGGCUGGCCGUCCACAACGGCUCGCUGGCGCUUCUCAAAGGCCUGGACCCUGGGAAGAUCCCCGGCCUGGGUUGGGUGGGGCUGGACAGCCCUGCGGCCACCUCAGACACCACGUGCCUGACUGAUACUAGGGACUAUAGGAGGUUGCCGGUCCUGCCAGAGGGGUGCCGCCUGAAUGUCACCUGCCCAUGUGAGGGUGGGCCUCAGGGUGCCAACUGCAGCUGCCAGGAGGGCUUUGCUGGCCAGAGGUGUCAGCUCUCCUGUGAAGCCAACCCCUGCCUGAAUGGGGGCACCUGCCGGGUGGCUGGUGGGGUGUACGACUGUGCCUGCAGCGCAAGGUUCUCGGGCCAGUUCUGUGAAGUGGUGAAGGACCUGCCGCUGCCACUGCCGUUCCCGCUGCUGGAGGUGGCAGUGCCUGCAGCCUGCGCCUGCCUCCUCCUCCUCCUCUUGGGCCUCCUCUCAGGGAUCCUGGCAGCCAGAAAGCGCCGCCAGUCAGAGGGCACCUACAGCCCGAGCCAGCAGGAGGUGGCCGGGGCCCGGCUGGAGAUGGACAGUGUCCUCAAGGUGCCGCCCGAGGAGAGACUCAUCUAGGCCUGGCUGCCAGCGCCAGCACCUACGAGGCCACGGACAGUUUCCAUCUGGAUACCCUAGGAGGCCGCUUCCAGGAGGCCUUUGGGACGUGGCUGCCCCUUCCAGGCCUUGGGAGCUGGUGUAGGGCCCAGCAUACCUGCUGGGAAGUGUCCCCUCUGCUGGCACCCCCUGCCUCUGUCCCACCGUGGACUGAGGAAAAGGGGGGCACUCAGGGCAGCAGAGAGGGCCUGGCAAGGCUGGACGAAUCCCUCGGACCCACCAGGCCUUGCCUCAGCAGAUAUGCAGCUGUGCAGGGCAGGGCACACGUGAUGCACAGGGUGUGUUCAGGAGUGUGUGUGUGUGUGUGUGUGUGUGCACGUGCACACACGGUAUGGGUGUGUACCUGGGGACUGUUGAUCUACAGAUAUGGGUGUGUGCUGGACUGGGCUCGUGGGCGUGUCCACGUCUUUGCUGUGUGUGCAGGUGACUGUAGUGGGUGCAGGCCAUCCCACGAGGGGACGGCUGGGCGGUUGGACCUUCACCGCUCGGGCAGGGG
Molecule: messenger RNA, 3892 nt
Organism: Myotis lucifugus (little brown bat)
Lineage: Eukaryota; Metazoa; Chordata; Mammalia; Chiroptera; Vespertilionidae
Gene: CRB2
Product: crumbs 2, cell polarity complex component
Biological process (GO): heterophilic cell-cell adhesion; establishment or maintenance of epithelial cell apical/basal polarity
Cellular component (GO): plasma membrane; protein-containing complex
Molecular function (GO): calcium ion binding
Source: RefSeq, a predicted model, not a curated record